Messenger RNA from Cricetulus griseus (Chinese hamster), 1811 nucleotides. Lineage: Eukaryota; Metazoa; Chordata; Mammalia; Rodentia; Cricetidae. The record is from RefSeq and is a predicted model, not a curated record.
AUGGGGGAGCAGCUGCAAAGUUCUGAGGCGCCCAGCUCUACGCCUUCCGGAGACCCCCCGGUUGCGGAGGGGCUGUCUGUCCCUGAGGGCCUUUGCCUUCAGGGUGGCACCACCCAGACCCCGAUCCCUGACGCUCAGCUCCAGGGCAGGCCCCUGUCGCAGAAGGAAGAGGCGGCUCUCCCGGAGCAGGAGGAGUUGCAGGAAUAUCGCCGCCCUCGUGCUCGUUCCUUCUCUUUGCCGGCCGACCCCAUCCUGCAGGCCGCCAAGCUCCUGCAACAGCAGCAGGGGGCGGGGCAGGGGGGCGAGCCGGCCCGGGACUGCUGCGCCAAGUGCAAGAAGCGCGUGCAGUUCGCAGACUCGCUGGGGCUAAGCUUGGCUAGCGUGAAGCACUUUAGCGACUCGGAGGAACCACAGGUGCCACCUGCCGUGCUCUCCCGUCUCCGCAGCUUCCCGCUGAGCGCCGAGGACCUGAAGCAGGUCGGGGGGCUGCUGGCGGUGGCAAAGGUGCCGGCACCGCGCGCCCAGCUCCGACCCUUCUUCCAGCUCCCGGGGCUGAUCGCUGCGGAGGAACGUCUGAGGCGGCAUCGAGUGUGUCUCGAGUGCGUGCAGUGUUCCCAGCCGCCCAGUGCCGAGGUGACCGGCUCGGGCCGGGUGAUCAGCUACCCGGGACCCAGGGCAGUGACUGUACGCUACACCUUCACGGAGUGGCGCACCUUUCUGGACGUGCCGGCCGAGCUGCCUCCUGAGUCCCUGGAGAAGCUGCCUCCUGUGCCGUUGGGGCACUCUGGACCAGGGGCUGGGGAUAGUGAGGAGGAGCUGGUCACUGAGCGCUUCUGCUUCUCGCUGUGCCUGCCUCCAGGUCUGCAGCCCCAAGAAGGGGACGCUGCUGACGCGUGGGACGUCGCGAUCCAUUUUGCUGUCUGCUACCGCUGCGAACAGGGCGAAUACUGGGAUAACAACGAGGGGGGCAACUACACCUUGCGCUAUGUGCGCUCCACAGACCCGCUCUGAGUCCUGGAGCUUUGGCAUAUGCAGAGAGGCUGGCCAGCAAGUUUCAUUAAGGGAUCUCGGGGAACUGAGCAUCGCAGACUUGGCAUUAACCAAGCUUGGAGCGAAAGGAGAAAAGCAUAAACCGUAAAUUAGCAGCGCAGAUCCAUGCACCAGCAAUCACAGUGGGUCUGGCCCUCUUUGGACCUACUUUUCUACUUGCCUUCUGGAACUCCCAGCCUGCAAUGGAAUAAGGAACACCCCAGUCCCCCAAGCAGAGGCUCUCUCCAAGUAAAGGGUUCUGGAACCCUGAAACAGAACUUGUGACCUUGGGGGUUUGUUUCUAACAUGAGGUGUUGUCCUUAGAGCUUGGUGAAAACCUGCAGGGAAAGACAGGGCACCCCACUUCCACGUGGGAAAGGAAGGUCUUCACUCGUGGAACCUUCAACACCCACGCUUGAUUCUCAGGAGGCUCGGUGGUGCCUAUCAGCCCGUCCCUUUUAACUGGGAUCUGGAAACUUCCGUCCAGACACAGCACCAUUUUCUCCUGUGAUUGGAUACAAAUAUCCCUUUAAAAAGUAAAGGCCAAGUGGACAUAAUUUCCCUCUGUGCUUCAUGUUUUACAUCUGAGGGUUUGUGUUUGAGGAGGCCUUGGCAAUCAGGGGAUGCUCAGCUGAUGACGCGGCACUGUGACAAGUGUGAAACAAGAAUAUUGACAUGUUUUCUCUUGAUGUGGAAAAGUCCAGUUCCCCACACUGGGAAAGAGCGGUUUUCAAAAUGUACAAGAAGUGUUCUGUCUCUUGCCAUAGUAAAAUGUUGGACGA